AUGACUUCGACCGACAUUGGCGGUCCUUUCAAGGACCAGACCAAGGAGUCAAAGGAAGCGAAUGUUGCUCAAUCGCAGGCUACAGACACGUCAACCUCGUCCUUGAGAGAAGUGUCCGCGGCUGCAUACGGUUCGACAGAGGAGCAUGUAUUCUCAGACCCCAGCAUUGCCGACUACUGGCGCAAGGUGUACGAGAAAGCCCAGUACGAAAAUAGACACCGGUUCGAUCCCAACUACCAAUGGUCGGCCGAGGAUGAGCGAAAGCUGGUUCGAAAAAUCGAUAAGCGAAUCAUGGUGUGGGCGUGGAUAAUGUUCUGCGCUCUUGACCUUCACCGGCGAAACAUCAAUCGAGCCAUUUCCGACAACAUGCUUCCUGAGCUCGGGAUGAACACAAACGACUACAAUUAUGGCCAGACGAUUUUUCUCCUGUCAUUCCUCUCCGCGGAGUUACCGAGCGGACUCAUCAGCAAGAAGCUCGGUGCCGACAGGUGGAUCCCAUUCAUUAUGGUCGGCUGGUCUAUUACUGCUGGCUGCCAGGCAUUUUUGUCAAGCCGAGCUGGAUUCUACGCUAUCAAGGCCUUGCUAGGACUUUUGAUGGGUGGUUUUAUCCCGGAUAUCGUUUUGUGGCUUACGUACUUCUAUAAGUCCAAUGAGCUGCCAUUGAGACUGGCGUGGUUCUGGACUGCACUUAGUACUGUUAACAUCGUAGGAUCCCUGAUCGCUGCAGGGGUUCUACAAAUGCGAGGAGUCGCAGGGUGGGCUGGCUGGAGAUGGCUCUUUCUCUUGGAGGGUAUCGUGACCCUCAUCAUCGGCAUCUUCUCGUGGGGUUUGAUGCCCCCUGGUCCUUGUCAAACAAAGAAUUGGUUCCGCGGCAAGAAAGGCUGGUUUACCGACCAUGAAGAACUCAUCAUGGUAAAUCGCUUACUUCGGGACGAUCCGAGCAAGGGUGACAUGCACAAUCGGGAAGCUGUUGGCCCGUCCCUCCUUUUCAAGGCGGUCAAGGACUGGGAACAGUGGCCUCUGUAUCUCAUUGGCCUAACUACGUACAUCCCGCCAUCCCCGCCGAGCAACUACCUGUCGUAUAUCUUACGCAAGUUGGGAUUCUCCGUCUUUCAAGCCAAUCUUCUGGCUAUUCCAUCCCAGUUCUUGUUCGCCGUUAAUCUCUUGAUAAUUUCCUGGGUCUCUGGAAAGUUCAAGGAGCGAGCGAUCGUUUCAUCAAUAUCCAACAUCUGGAUUUUCCCUUGGCUAGUGGCACUUGUGGCGUUGCCAGCGACUGCUAGCACUUGGAUCAGGUACGCCCUUCUGACGGGUUUGUUAAGCUAUCCAUACUGUCAUGCGAUUCUGGUCGGAUGGAACGCAAAGAACAGUAACGCGGUGCGAACGAGGGCCGUUAGCGCAGCGCUGUACAAUAUGUUCGUACAGGCAGGCAAUAUUGCGGCGUCCAACAUCUAUCGAGAUGAUGACCAGCCCUUGUAUCGCCGCGGAAACAAGAUACUUCUCGGGAUCUGUUGUUUCAACAUUGUUUUGUUCUACUUUGUCAAGCUCUUCUACAUCUGGCGCAACAAGGUACGUGACAGGCGGUGGAAUGCCAUGUCAAAACAGCAACAGGAAGACUAUGCCCUCAAUACCACAGACGAAGGUCAGCAGAGGCUCGAUUUCCGCUUCGCACACUAG
Molecule: messenger RNA, 1674 nt
Organism: Colletotrichum truncatum
Lineage: Eukaryota; Fungi; Ascomycota; Sordariomycetes; Glomerellales; Glomerellaceae
Product: allantoate permease
Biological process (GO): transmembrane transport
Cellular component (GO): membrane
Molecular function (GO): transmembrane transporter activity
Source: RefSeq, a predicted model, not a curated record